Messenger RNA from Vigna umbellata (rice bean), 3654 nucleotides. Its product is annotated as formin-like protein 1. The record is from RefSeq and is a predicted model, not a curated record. Gene Ontology annotation, biological process: actin cytoskeleton organization; actin nucleation. NCBI's taxonomy places the organism in Eukaryota, Viridiplantae, Streptophyta, Magnoliopsida, Fabales, Fabaceae. Gene Ontology annotation, molecular function: actin filament binding.
UUCAUGACACUCACUCUCUCUAGCAAAUCCUCUUCUCUCUCCCUUCUCACCACUCUCUCUCUUUCUCUCUCACAUCUGACAAGAGAGAGAAACAGUCACAGAAACAGGGCACAUGAGAGAGAUCAAGGAGCACAGCACAAUGUGCAGCAGGAGUAGUAGCAGCUUCUUCUUCAGCCUCUUCCUCCUCAUUGGACCAAUCUUUUCCCUUUCUUCUUCAACUUCCGUCAACAGAAGAAUCCUCCACCAACCCUUUCUGCCUGAAGGGGGUUCCCCACCUCCCUCUGUUCCCCCAAGCCCUCCUCCACAGCCAUCUCCUUCACCUUCACCUCCAAACCCAAAGUACCCAUUUUCCACCACACCCACCACCAAUGCUUCCACACCCUUCUUCCCCACAUACCCUUCUCCCCCACCUCCUCCCUCUCCUUCAGCCUUUGCUUCUUUCCCUGCUAACAUAUCCUCCCUCAUCCUUCCCCAAUCCUCAAAGUCCAAAUCUUCCUCAAAAAAACUCGUCGCCGUCGCCAUCUCCGCCGUCGCAUGCGCCCUCGCAGUUGUCGCCCUCUCAGCCUUCGUCUACUGUCGCCGCCGACGUCAAAGCUACUCCGCUGACGAGAAAACACUCAGAUCCGACAGCAGCAUCCGCCUCUUCCCCCGUGAAGCUUCUGUUGCCACUGGCGGGGGCCGCAAACCGAGAAACACCUCCUCUACCAGCUCGGAGUUUCUCUACCUUGGCACCAUUGUUAACUCCCGUGGCGGCGGUGUCGAUGAGCUCUCUGAGCCGCACGUUGCUGCGUUGAACCCCCGUAAAAUGGACUCGCCGGAGCUUCAGCCGCUGCCACCGCUGGCGAGACAGGCUUCCAGGCUUAGAGAGGAAACGGCGGCGACGGUGGAGGAUGAUGAAGAGGAGUUCUACUCGCCGAGAGGGUCGUUGAAUGGAAGAGAAGGCUCCACCGGAACCGGAUCGGGUUCUCGGCGAGUUUUCUCUGCCAUUGCCGGAGAAAAUUUAGUUGGUCGUAGCAGCAGUGAGUCUACCAGUUCAUCUUACUCUUCUUCCUCUUCUGCUUCCCCGGAUCGCUCUCAUUCCAUUAGUCUCUCUCCUCCUGUGAGCAUAAGUCCCAGAAGAUCACAACCCAAGUCGCCUGAAAAUACCGUAGUACACCAUUCUCCACCGCCACCACCAGCGGCGAUUAGAAGAUCGCCGUCCUUGUCCACACUGUCGUCGCCUUCGCCGGGUUUCGGGCAGCACAUGCCGUCGUCGUCUUCAAUGUCGUCGACGCCGGAGCGAAGGGAGUGUCAGUCGCCAUCGCUGUCUCCGCUUUCUCUGUCGCCGAGGAAAAACCUAAACCCAAACCCAGGUGGUGAAUCAUCCCCAGGACUUGUUUUACUUGAAAAGACGCAAUCUUUUGGCUCGUCUAAGUCCAAAAGCGACAUUGGGUCGCCGAGAUUGUCCAAUGCUUCUUCCAUUGGGAAGUCCUCGGCGUUUUCUUUGCCGUCGCCGGAUAAAGGGAUGAACUUGCAUCACGGGUUGGAUCAGUCUCCGACCAUAUCCGAUGUUUCAGAUCGGUUUAGACACUCUCCUCUGUCAUCAUUACAUUUGUCACCGACAUUACUUUCAUCGCCGGAGAGGGAGUUGAGCCCUCCGUCUCAGCCACAUCCACAGCCACAGCCAGAGCCACAGCCUCAGCCUCAGCCUCAGCCUCAGCAUCAGCCUCUGCCUCAACCUCAACCUCAAUCUCAACCUCAACCUCAACUGCCACCUUCACGCAAACACUGGGAGAUUCCUGACUUAUUGACACCAAUCGGCGAAACACCGAUGUUUUCAGCUCCUCAGAGGAAACAAUGGGAAAUUCCGGUUCUUUCGGUACCAAUUGCUCCAUCGAGUAGUAGUGUUUUAGCCCCUGCUCCACCACCGCCGCCGCCACCACCUCCGCCAGUUCCGCGGCAACGUAAGCAGUGGGAGAUGCCAGUGCCUUCUCCCGUGACGCCAGUGGGUCAACAGGUUUCGAAGCCGCCUGCACUGACGCCUCCUUCCAGGCCUUUUGUGUUGCAAACCCCAAAUACAAUGGUUUCUCCGGUGGAGUUGCCACCUGUUAGUUCCCAGAAUUUCGAGGAGAGCUCUGAGGAGUCAUCUAAACCUAAGUUGAAGCCUUUGCAUUGGGACAAAGUGAGGGCAAGCUCUGAUCGUGAGAUGGUGUGGGAUCAGUUGAGGUCCAGCUCUUUUAAGUUGAACGAGGAGAUGAUCGAAACUUUGUUUGUAGUAAAUACGCCAAACCCAAAACCUAAGGACACAACUCCUCGCUCGGUUCUUGCCCCGCAAAAUCAAGAGGAUAGGGUGCUGGAUCCUAAAAAGUCCCAGAACAUUGCUAUCUUGUUAAGAGCACUUAAUGUGACUAUAGAAGAAGUGUGUGAAUCACUGUUAGAAGGUAUCACUGAUACACUUGGAACCGAACUGCUUGAAAGCCUGUUGAAAAUGGCACCAAGCAAGGAGGAAGAACGGAAACUGAAGGAACAUAAAGACGAUUCUCCAACCAAGCUUGGUCCUGCUGAGAAAUUUUUGAAGGCAGUGCUUGAUGUACCUUUUGCAUUUAAAAGGGUGGAAGCAAUGCUUUACAUAGUCAAUUUUGAGUCCGAAGUGGAGUAUCUUAGGAAAUCCUUUCAAACUUUGGAGGCUGCCUGUGAAGAACUUCGAAACAGUAGAAUGUUCUUGAAGCUUCUGGAGGCCGUGCUCAAAACCGGCAACCGGAUGAACGUGGGGACGAACCGAGGCGAUGCACACGCAUUCAAACUCGAUACACUUCUCAAGCUCGUUGAUGUCAAAGGCGCAGAUGGCAAAACCACUCUACUUCACUUUGUGGUACAAGAAAUCAUCAGAACCGAAGGCGCUCGUCUCUCAGGCGCCAACCAAACAGCGGGCGCGAAUUCGAACGACGAUGCCAAGUGUAGAAGGCUUGGCCUGCAAGUAGUGUCUAGUCUGAGUGCCGACCUGGCGAAUGUGAAGAAGGCAGCUGCAAUGGACUCUGAAGUCCUAAGCAGCGAGGUGUCGAAACUCUCGAAAGGAAUGGCACACAUUGCAGAGGUUUUGAAGUUGAACGAAGCAGCAGGAUCAGAUGAAAGCAAGCAUAAGUUCAGAGAGUCAAUGAACAGGUUCACAAGAAUGGCUGAGGAGGAGAUACUAAAAGUGCAAGCACAAGAAAGUGUGGCUUUAUCCCUUGUGAAGGAGAUCACGGAGUAUUUCCAUGGGAACUUGUCAAAGGAAGAAGCUCAUCCGUUUAGAAUCUUCAUGGUGGUGAGAGACUUCUUAACAGUUCUUGAUAGGGUGUGCAAAGAAGUUGGGAUGAUAAACGAGAGAACGAUGGUUAGUUCUGCGCAUAGAUUCCCUGUCCCUGUGAAUCCUAUGCUUCCACAACCUCUUCCUGGUCUUGUCGGAAAGAGACAGUACAAUUCCUCAGACGAUGAUAGUCCAUCUCCUUAGCCGUUCAUCACUCAUCACAGUGUCACAUCUUCGGCUGCAUCUUCACUUAGGAAAAACCUGGAACCAGGUGAUUUUGAUGGGUCUGGGGGGUGCAUGUAUGGUCUGGCCCAUUUUUUUUUUUCUUGUUAAAUUGUAAAAAUCCCUGUAAAAGAUUUGAGUUAUAUAUAUAUAUUAUAGAUUAUAUA